Messenger RNA from Alternaria viburni, 7197 nucleotides. RefSeq lists its product as uncharacterized. NCBI's taxonomy places the organism in Eukaryota, Fungi, Ascomycota, Dothideomycetes, Pleosporales, Pleosporaceae. The record is from RefSeq and is a predicted model, not a curated record. Gene Ontology annotation, cellular component: transcription factor TFIIIC complex. The coding region runs from base 1 to 7197 and encodes 2398 amino acids. Gene Ontology annotation, biological process: 5S class rRNA transcription by RNA polymerase III; transcription initiation at RNA polymerase III promoter. The transcript is spliced from 3 exons. Gene Ontology annotation, molecular function: DNA binding.
AUGGCGUCAGGUUUUGACAAGCUGUUGGAAUUUCUGCUGUCAGAAAUUGCACUUCGCGGCAUUCAAGGUGCUACUAGCGCAGACUUCCGUCACUUCGUAGAGACUUUCUACAAACAAGGCGUCGAUAACGGCGGACCCAAGUCUGAUGAUGGAGACAGCCGUCUUCCGUCGGUUGGACCUGGCCGCACGUUCUAUGAGCGUCUGUGGCAUUGGCUCACUGAUCAUCCUGAUAUCCGCAUAGUCUACCAACAGGAAGUUCGUCAAUACACUCUCUCAGAGUUCGAGGCGGCCGAGCUACACGAGACUGGUACCAUCGGCGAGACACCCGCAACAGGUUCACUUCAAACUUCCGAUAAUCCCAUCAAAGCAGUAGAGCAGCCUUCCAAAUCUCUCUUUGCUUUGCGGGACUCUCUGCGCCAACACAUCCUCGGAGAUCAACAUGACCCGCAAGACCUCUCCACUCGGUCGUCCGAAACUCCCACCCAUCCAAAAUUGUCACGACCGCGACGUAACCUGCCAGAUGGACCGCAUCGUACCACAGCAGUCUUUGACGAUCCCAGCCCUGACAUCACUGCCCCUCGUUUGUAUGCGAGUCAGAGCAGGGUAUGGCAGGCGUUGACAGGCCACGGUAUCGACUUGAAGAAGGUCCCCGCCAUGGAGUUUGUCUUGCUCUCUCUCAUUGCUGCCCGCGGAUCGGCAGGCAUCACACAGCCUGAACUGAUCAACGUCAGUGGCCAGGAUAAGAGGUCUGUUCCGCAUAGGACGGAUGAGUUAGCUCGCAAGAACUACAUCAGCAAGAUUUCUGUACAAUCCAACAAGAUGCGCACCAGCCUCUGUAUUCACAACAAAUUCGUCUCUCAGAACACCUUCAUCGAGUCUAGUGCCGUUGAGGACGUGUAUCAGGAGGACGGUACGUUUGUGGUCCGGAACUUUGCUCAACUCCUGUACAACAAAGUCGGCCAAGGUGGCAUCGUUCCCACGCGAUCUAUCAGGGAGAAGCUGGGUGUCCCAAUGUCAUCCUGGAACAAGCGCGCCACCCAGGGUGCAAUUAUCCGACUGGAUCAAACAGGAAUGAUCAAGCGACGUAGAGUUCGUAAGAAGAAGUCUGCCGACGCUUGGAUCACAUGCAUUCAGGUCAUGCGCGCGCCACAGGACGAAGACGUCAGGAACCUUGGUUUCCGUCGAACAGCUCCUAUCACGACGGAUGCGAAGGGCGAGCUACGCGAUGAGGAUAUCGAUGGCGACUCGUUGUUGAACGAUCUCAAUGACGACAUGCCAGACGAUCCAGAUGCCAAUGUCAGCGACCGAGCUAAUGCUCAGCCUGCUCCUGAUCAAGCUGUCAGCAUUCCCCCGCAAUGGACGCCUGACCGCUUUCUUCCGAACAUGAUCUUCAAUGCUGCUGCACUGGCUGGUGCGCAGGGUUGGGACGCUGAGGUUUUACGCAACCGGAUUGUCGGGCCCUUUUGGAGACGGCCCAUUGAAUCGUAUUUCACCCGUGUGACCAAUGACUGGGAGAAGACACAGCCUUUCCAUCUGCGGCAUUUGGCUGUCAUACGAGAUGCUGGUAAUACCAAAGCCAAGAAGUUCGUUCACUACCUCUAUCGCACGUACGAGAAUUUCCAGAAAGCCGUCGAUGACGAAAUCGCUGUCUGGGAAGGUGUUUCGGUGCCAGGAAAAUCUGCGAAGAGCUCUGCGAGCGAGGUGUCACUCAACGCGUGGGGUUUCCCAGCCGUCAGCGCCAAAGACUUAGUUCGAAAGACUGGUGCAGCAACACUAUCUGAAGCUGGUCUGGCCAUUGUGAAACCUCGCAAGAACGGCCCGCGUUGGGAUAACGGUGUCGCAGAGCAGAUCGGCUAUCAGAAGCACUCGAGUUCAAUGCUGAAACCUACAACAUCGGAUACAGCAGGUCGGUCCAAGAAACAGAAAGCCGUCAAAGUCAAGCCCGCCAGGGUACCGAAGGCUGCUAAAGCUUCUAAGACGCCUUCAACCAUCUCGCUCACUCCCGAACAGAAGACCAAGCUGGGACUGCAUCGCCAUGCUCGCCUAAGCAGACAUGUUCAAAACCAAAUUCUUGCUCAUCGCGAAAAGACUGGUGAUCCGUCAGCAAUACCCGACAGCAUUGAGCACGGUUCGGCAAAACGUCCACUAGCUCAGCCGUUAAUGACAGCAGAAGAGCGGAUAGCGAAGGGCAUAGCACCAAAAGGGCGCAUGCCAAUGGGCGUGGAGAACGCAAUUCGAGAGGAACGCGGUUUGCCUGUGGUGGUGAAGAAGGUGAAGAAACGGACGACGAAGUCGGCAACCGAGCCUACAGUCCUCAGCAACAAGCAAAGGAUAGCUAUGGGUUGGUCGUGUCAGGGUCGGAUACCAGACGAUAUCAUUGAUGGUCUACGCCAGGAGCGCAAGGACGGCAUUCCUUUGGAAAACUCGAAGAUCAUUGCUAUUUGGGACGCCGAGAUGAAGGACAGGGCGAGGAGAAAGAAGGAAGAGGGCGCAGGAUCCACCAAAAAGCAAGCCUCACCCUGCAGGGACAAAGAUAUCGACAUCUCUAUGGAGAACCCCGAGGCUGACUAUGUGCCUGGACCUACUCUCACGGAGCCGGAGACUGGUCAUGUCUCGCCCGAGCCCGUUACCGGAAAGCGGAAGGCGAAGGACGUGGUCGCUACCCCAAGAACGUCGAAGAGACGCCUCACCAAAACUACAGUUUCACAGAGGUCAGAAUCAAGGACUGUGGCAUCGAUGUCGCCCUCGCCCACUGAUGUUGGAAGUCCGCCCGGAAACGCAGCUUCCCCUGUCCGUCCUGAUGAUCAUUCGAGCCAGUCAACUACAGUACACAUUGCCCGGCCUUUGACGAGAACAUACGUUCCGCUCGACGCCUCCAAACUGGACUCUCGAGCACGGGGUGUGGUUGAUCAAUACGACAAGCGAUGCUCCCCGGGUCUGUUUCUCAACCCUCAUAUGAAGCAGAAGGUUGCGCGAGGUCGACCACGCAAGGCCUUGAUGGCCACCUUCAAGCUACCGCAUCUAGCCGAUCUCGACUGGUUUAUAACAGAAUCGGAGCAGGAGCAAGACGCAAUUCAAGCUGAAUGUUCUCAAACACCCCAGUCUAUGCAGACCAGUGUUACCCAGCGAGAUGGAGCGACGACUCAACCACCACAAGGCACUCUGGCCGAAACUAUAUCAGAACCGCAUAUUGAGGCGCCACUCGCUCAUCUGGAGACCAUCCCGCAAAACUUGACCCCGGCUCAAACACGGUCACCCUCUCCAAUGCAACCGCAGUCACCGAUCGAGAUACAGACGCAAAAGGAUGUUCUGAGCCAUGGGGAGUCAUCUGUCUCCGCUAGACAGUCGGUCGUACUUGAUAGCGAGCCGUCACAAGACAGCAAUGAAGUCAACAAAGAAGAAGCGACAUCUUCUGUACCAGACGCAAUGGUCAUUAGAAGCAACGACGUUGUCCCCGCUAUAACUACAGGCUCCGCCAAUGUUGAAGAGCCUAGCGAUGUUUCACCCAAGCCGGCACGGAAACAACUGCCCCAGACAAUCGUACCAACACCUCGCAUGGUGGGCGGCUGGGCCGCCAUCAAUGCAACCGAGCGCGCCCUUAUGACACCGUAUCAGAGCCCUUAUGCCGCCAGUCCAAGUCCGGUAGCCCAGUCGUCGCCAGCUCCCGUUCCCGAGGCCAAUUCUGGUGCUCCUCCGCCUAAUGCGGUUCACAGCGCUAUCGUCGAGACCCCAGUACCGACUAUCCCGGGCACCAAACCAAGGAAAGCACAACGUGGUGGCAUUGCAGGAACCCAACGCACGUUGCGGCAGAACCUCAUUCUCGAGAUCAUCAAGAUGUGCGGCGGUGUUUUUCCAGGCGGCGGUGAAAUGCCACGACCGUUUCUCACGCUUUGGGAAGAGCGGCACCCGAACAUCCCGAAGCCUUCUCCUAGCACUAUCACCGAGACGCUCAGGAACAUGUCUGUAGACCCGAAGUUCGGAUUGAAACAUUGGAAUUUUGCCUCGCAACACCAGAACAUGCCAGGGACUGCCGUUCGCAGGAUGUAUACAUGGGCACAUCUGAACGAAAGGAGCCCGGAAGUCCUCAAGUUGGCGCAUAACAUGGCUCAAUAUUCCCAAGUCAAAGAUUACAAUGCCCGUAGGUCAGAGAAAUCACUCCUGUAUUACCCAAAGGAGAUUCGUGAUCUGAUUGGCGAGGUCGUGUCGCACCAACCGAUUGAGCCCGCUCCCAAGGACGAGAGCAUUAUCCUCAACCAAUUGAAUCCUGAACUCGAGAGGCAGAUUACUGAAGCUAAGCUUCGAAAGCGUAGCGUGUGGUCGAAGCAGAAGAGGCUAGAAGCCAAAGCCCGCAAGGCUCAGAACGCUCAAGUAGAACAAGCGUCUUCUAAACAGCUCGCGGACGGCAGCGGCGCACCGCGCACGAAGCGGGCACGACUGGCUAGUUUGAACGACAAGAGCAAGAAGUUGCGUCGGGCUCCUUUGUAUACCGCCAACAUGGGAGCUUUCGACGAAGACUCCGACGAUAUGGCAGAUGAUGAAGUUGCUGCUGUUACGGCCGCGAAGUCCGGGCCGAUAACGCUCAUUUGGACGCGUCCCAUCGUUGCACCCGUUCCGGAACGUGAGCACCAGUCUGAUGAGGAGCCGCCUGAAGACGAUGAGAGCGAUGAAGAAAUGCCUGAUUUGGUCACGCAACAGGCGCCCAGCAAUGCUGUCAGUGAGCGCGACCUACCGCCCGUGGAACCGCCCGUCGUAGAGGAUUCUACUGGAGGGGUGACAGCGGACGAACCUGAUUCCACUGGAGCUGUGGCUUCUAGUGAGCAGGCUACAGACGGACCUGCUAAUGUGAAGAAGAGCAAGAAGCGUGUCCGGAUCGCAGCUCCACGCGACCAGUCCUCGAGGAAGAGGGUUCGGAUUUCUCUAGCAACAUCUACGACUGCGCCAGAUGUAGCAACCACCGUCCACUCCAGCACAGAUGGUGAAGCGCAGUCCGGCUCGGAGGACGAAGAUGAGCCAGAAGACAACAACGAUACUUUGCCGUUCAACACGAAGAAGCCAAGGAUAAGGAACUUCGGUGGACGGCAGCGAGGCAGGCCAGGUCCUACCCCCACUCUGCUGGAACGCCUUACUGGUCUGACAGGCGAUCCGAACGAUCCGAUCUACCAACCUCCUCAGCGUGCACCUAGACCUGGAAGAGCAGUGCAGACAUGGCGCGAGCGUAAGAGGACACGUAUCAACAAGUUCAAGGAGGAACGACAGUAUGCCCGGGCUGCUGACACGCUGGACGACUUCAAAAAGCUUUUCUACACCUUCGUUGUCGUCUCUUCGCUAUCUGGGAAUGAUCGGCAGAUUGAUUGGUGCCUUUUCAAGAACGUACAUACUAGCGACAGGUUCUUCGACGUGACCAAGGCCAAGAAGCUUUGGAGCUGGAUGCAGAUGCACAUGGCUGAGCAAAUCCGUGAGCUCACCACAACAUUCCAGUCACUUUACUUGGAAGCGUAUGAGGCCGGCAAAGUUGCUUCUAUCGAGAGUCCAGAGACACACGAUUGGGCAGGCCUCAUACAAUGGGCUAUGCGUAAGUGUGCCUAUCCCGAUCUUCCUCUUCCCGUCUUGAGGCAAGCACUGCAACAGUUCGAUGUCGAUGAGUCAAACUACGAGAUUAUGGAUCGGGUAUUGUGGUACAAAGCUGCAACUGCAGAUCGGACGAGGACAAUGCUUCAACUGCAACAGUCUUUCACCGCUCCUCUCCAUCGAUCGCGAAAGGCAACCUGGUCCUCCGACGACAAGCUUCUCAAGGCACGGUCAUGGAUCCGUGCAAACACGGCUACCCCACAAGCACUCUACAACGCAAACUUGGCUCACGAAAAGUUCAAGGAUCUCGGCGAGGCUGUACUUGUCAACGUCGUAGGUGAUCUCGUGGACAAGCAGCAUAUCAGGAUGCGCAAGCUCAAGCGUCUCUUGCCCGGCCGUAACUACAACUUUACGCAAGCUCUAGCGAAGAAGUAUACACGCCUGUUCCAGCUCGACGACUUCAUGAACGCCGUGGCAAUUAAGAAAAAGAUGGAUGCUGCGUUUGCCGACGAGGAUGCAGGGUUCUACAAUAUGUCGCGUUGCGAAGACGACGGUGCCUUUGCGGCUAUUAUGACUAUGGUGAACGAGGGUAUCGUCAAGCUUGUACCUCAGCUACCGCCAGUCAACAGCGACUUCGACGCCGCACUUCCGAAACUAUCCAAGUGGGGUUUCUGCGAAGGCGGUUAUAACCACCGCGCGAUUGACCGUGCUCGGUUGUUCUGGGAUAUCCACGUUGUGCCGACAGAAAGCUAUAAGUUCGGCAACCCACUACAGCCGUUGACGACACCACCGUCACCCAUGAAUGAUGCCGAACCCACAGUUUGGUCAGCCUUGCCUGAGCCGCCUCUGCCUGGCAAAAACGAUUCUGGCGCGCUACUACCCAUUUGGAGCAGUAUCGACGGCCAAUCCGUGACGUGGCCGUGGUGGUACCGGGUCUUGAACUUGGUGCUACAACCUUUGAUCUUCUUGGCUGGUGCGACUGCUACCGACAUCCACUCUCAUUGUCCUGAACAUACUACCGAGCUCUUCGAGGUUGGACAUGUUCUAGACUGGCUCCAGUCCGUCAAUGCAGUCAAAAAGACGAUUGGUGGCGGCUACAUUACCCUACCAGGUUUCUGGGCUGCAUUUGGCGACCAUCUGCGCGACACGGAAGGUGACUGGUUUGGCGAGCAUGUCAAGCGCAAGGCGAAGAACCACGAGAAGCAGCGAUGGCGCGUCGAUUACAACUUGAGGCUCUCGACACUACAGGCGCGCAAGGCCGUAGGUACUGACGCGACUCCUGUUGAUGAAGAAGGCGCUGCGAGUGUUCAAGACGUCGGCCCUCUGGAGACGAGUACUAGUCGCGAGAUCCUCAAGAACCCGAAACAACAGUACCGGAUCAUGCACCGCGCCCUGAACUCUGAAAAGUCUCAUGCAGAGGAGAACGGAUCGGAUUCUAGACCCGCUUCCCGCUCUGCGACCCCACGAAUUGGGCAAGAGCCCGCUGCAGACCCGGCGGCAAGCGCCACACACACUCCCGCGGCAAUCAACAUGCCAAGUGAGGACGUGGAGAUGGUGGAUGCUGACGUGGACGCCGAAGGAGAGGAGGACAUCGACGCUGAAGGAGAGAUUGAUGACGACAUGUAUUGA